This is a messenger RNA of Folsomia candida, 4062 nucleotides long. RefSeq names its product DNA excision repair protein ERCC-6. Gene Ontology annotation, molecular function: ATP-dependent chromatin remodeler activity; ATP binding. Gene Ontology annotation, biological process: transcription-coupled nucleotide-excision repair. NCBI's taxonomy places the organism in Eukaryota, Metazoa, Arthropoda, Collembola, Entomobryomorpha, Isotomidae. The record is from RefSeq and is a predicted model, not a curated record. The transcript has 14 exons. Bases 253 to 3954 code for a protein of 1233 amino acids. Gene Ontology annotation, cellular component: nucleus.
GAGGACGAAUGGAUUUGCAGCUGAUUCGUUCAUUUGUCGUCCGGCUCUCUCUCUCUCUCUUUGUCUUUCUAAUCCUUCGAUCGACGGACAACAUAUAAAUGAGGAACAAUUCCUCGGUUUGUUAACAAUUAAAUAAAUUCAGAGCAAUUCUUUUGUAUUUUAAACUAGUUAUAGUGUGGAACCGUCAAGAAUAGAUCCAUUACACAUCUUAUAUGAAACCAGCCGAAUACAGACUACUUCUCGUCACUAGAGAUGUCAUUGUCAAAACCAGAAGAAUGGAGCAAUGAUAAUGCGUCAACGUCUUGUGACGCCGCUUUACUUUUAUCUCUUGGAGCGAAUGUCGUGGACAGAGAACAGUUCGAUAACAGUUUGGUUAACUUAAUACAACAACAAUUAUUACAAGGACAAAAUCAAGAUGACAUUGAUGAACGUGAAGACGGUCAAAUUUCGGAUGACAAUAAUACCAACGAACCCGUUCAAUUACUUCAGGACCAAGAAUAUAUCUACACAAAUUCUAGAGGGUUACGAAACAAUGAUUCAACAGCAGCUAGUGAGUCUGUCGCAGGCCUCAAUAAUAAUUUGGAGAGUGGUCCAUCAUCACUUGCAGAAGAAACUGAGCAUGAUAAACGGGUGAGACGUGGCGAAGUUACACCCUUUGGGUCAGGAAUUGAAGAAACUGAAAUACAGACGACUUCGAAAAAAGAUACGUUUCUUAACUUCAAUAAGUAUAUGCAAGACCAAAUUGACCUUCAACAAAGAAAAAAAUUAACUGCGACAGGAGCAAGGAAAGAAAAAGCAGGGGAAUCUACAAGGACAUCUAAGAAAACUCACAAAAAGACCCGAAAGGAUCCAUUAAAUUUGAAUAUACUUUUUCCCAAAAAACGGAAGCAGAAAGAAAAACUUGGAUUAGGCGUUAGUGAAAAUCCAAGAGACGCUCGAAAACUACCUGGGAAAUCUUUAGCAGAAACAACAUCAACGUACCUGAACUCUAGUGAUGACAGUGACUAUCUUCCCAGUGACCAAGAGGAUAAUGAAAACUCAGACGAUAAUGGAAACAAAUCUAAAACCAAAGUAGCUCGAUCCACUGGAAGAAAAUUGAAACCGGUGAAAAGAUCGUUGAAGGAUAAAUCCUCAGAUGAAGAUUCUUCAGAUUAUGAUAGUGACUAUAGACGGCCAACAAAAAGAUUGAAAAAGGAGACUGACGAUGGUGACUUAAAAUACUACCAGACUCGAGUUCAGCAUUGGAAAGAGCAGGAAACACGAUUAACUGGAGAGUUCCAAAAGUUUGAUGGUGGAUUCAAAAUUCCAAUUCAUCUGUGGGAAAGUUUAUACCAAUAUCAAAAAGUAGGUGUUAAAUGGCUUUGGGAGCUUCACCAACAAAGAUGCGGAGGUAUACUUGGAGAUGAAAUGGGUCUUGGCAAGACAAUACAAGUCAUCAAUUUCUUUAUUGGAAUUUCGUGUUCAAAUAUGCUAUUUAGGAUGUCACAACAUUGCGGUUUGGGUCCAGUCCUAUUGGUUACUCCUGCCACCGUUAUGCACCAAUGGGUCAAAGAAUUUCAUACUUGGUGGCCCCCAUUUCGAGUUGCAAUUCUUCAUGAGUCGGGGUCCUUCUCCGGAACGAAAGCAGGUCUUAUAAGAUCUAUGAAUGAAGGAAGAGGAUUUCUCAUCACAUCAUACAGUGGAUUAGUUAACAAUCAAAAUGAAAUUUUACAGUACGAUUGGCAUUACGUGGUGUUAGAUGAAGGUCACAAAAUCCGGAAUCCAGAUGCACAAAUAACGCUUGUUGUAAAGCAGGUCAAGACACCUCAUCGUCUUAUACUGUCAGGAUCUCCUUUGCAAAAUAAUUUAAAAGAACUAUGGAGUCUAUUUGACUUUGUUUAUCCGGGUAAACUUGGUAUAUUGCCGACUUUCAUUGAAGAAUUUAGCAUUCCUAUAACUCACGGCGGAUACUCUAAUGCGACACAAGUUCAAGUGGCGAUCGCUUAUAAAUGUGCUAAAGCGUUGAGAGAUUUGAUAAACCCAUAUUUACUGCGUCGAAUGAAAUCCGACGUUAAGGAUCACAUAAAUCUUCCUGAGAAAAGCGAGCAGGUUUUGUUCUGCAAAAUGACAGACGACCAACGAUCUCUUUAUAAGGAUUACAUUGCCUCAAAAGAAAUUGAAGGUAUUAUCAAAGGGAAUUUUAACAUGUUUGUGGGGCUGAUAAAUUUGAGGAAAAUUUGCAAUCAUCCCCACCUUUUUGACGGCGGGCCGAAAAUUAUCAAAGCAAAUCCACACUACAUCAAGUAUCUUCCGAAAACUAAAUCUGGCCUUGGUGAUGCAAAUUCCAAUGAUAUUGAAGAUGAUGAAGGUGAAGACAUUGAUGUAAAUCCAAUUGAUGCUUUCGGACAUUGGUCAAAGUCUGGCAAGAUGGUCGUAUUAGAAACGUUGCUCAAGCUUUGGCAUACCCAAGGCCACAAAGUUCUACUUUUCACACAAAGUAGACAGAUGCUCUGUAUACUGGAAAAAUUUAUAAUUCAAUGCAAGUACAACUAUCUAAGAUUAGACGGAUCAACGUCAAUUGGCUCACGACAACCAAUGAUAACCAAGUUCAAUACCGAUCCAAGUAUUUUUAUUUUCAUUCUCACAACUCGGGUCGGUGGAUUAGGUGUCAACUUGACCGCUGCGAAUCGUGUCAUUUUGUAUGAUCCUGAUUGGAAUCCAUCGACAGACAUGCAAGCUAGAGAAAGAGCUUGGAGGAUUGGGCAGCUACGGGAAGUUACAAUAUACCGACUUAUAACCUCUUUCACCAUCGAAGAAAAAAUUUAUCAUCGACAAGUUUUCAAGCAAUUUCUAACCAAUCGAGUUCUUAAAGAUCCCAAGCAAAAGCGGUUCUUUAAGAGCAAUGACAUGCUCGAACUCUUUACCUUUAAUGAAGGAACCAAAGGAACUGAAUCUCAGGCCAUUUUUGCUGGAACAGGUUCAAACAUCAAAAUAAAAAAACCUAAAAAGACGACGAAACAACCGCGUGAAAAGACUUCUGGAAAAUUAAGAGAUGUCCCAAAUCUAGUUAAGCAGCGGCCAGCAAAACCGCAAUCCAUGACAGCAAUAGCAAAUGAUGAACCCGAAUCUAAUAACCCAAAGUUUUCGGCUACAGGCGAUUCUCAAACAAAUGCAGAACAAAAUGAAUAUGUCCUUCAAAAACUGUUUUCUAAAUCUGGUGUUCAUGCUGCCUUACGACAUGAUAAAAUCGUUGAUACCAACGAGUCUGACUAUAUGAUUGUUGAAAAGGAAGCAGAAUCAGUUGCCAAAAAGGCUAUCGAAACUUUAAAAAGAUCACGACAGCAGUGUUGGGAUGCUCAGUCUGGGCACGUAAAUUACACUGGUCAACAAGGGGAAAUUCGUGUGCAACCUAAACUAAGGUUUGGUAAGAAAAAGUUAGAAAAACCGUCCACAUCAACAUCCACCACCGAAACAACUCUGUUAGAAUCUGCUUCCAGACUGAAAAAGGGGCAACAGCAACUUGAAGAACCCCUUUUACUCGCACCAGACAAGUACUUUUCUGGACACUCGCUCCUUCAAGAGGCUCUUACUAACAAGAAAAUUACCACUUCAAAAAAUGCUGUAAUGUCUUCAGCCGAUUUGUUAUCUAUAAUUCGAGCUAGAAGAUCAUCACUUCCUAUUCCAGAACAACCAGAACCAGGAACAAGUGGUAUGCUAGUAUCCACGGACAGCGACUCACACUCGGGACCAGAAUUAAAACCUGAGCAAAUUGAGCUUCUUGGGGAUAUUCGUGAAUUCAUCGCAUUCCAAGCAACUGUUGAUGGUCAGGCGACAACUGACGAGUUGGUUGAUAAAUUUGGACCUCGACUGCCCAAUGGACAAUCUCCAUUAUUUAAGCAAAUGCUGAGCCAACUUUGUACUUUUAGAAAAGUUGAAGGUCGAGGCAUGUGGCGAUUAAAACCAGAGUUUAGAUAAUUCAAUUAUUAUGUUACAUUACUCCUCAGUAUCGAAAUGUACCAUUAUUUUGUAUGCGUUACUAUUAAUAAUGACGAGAUUAAUAAAUACAUGAAAAUUUUGAAGGCA